Messenger RNA from Photinus pyralis (common eastern firefly), 1488 nucleotides. Its product is annotated as serine protease inhibitor 42Dd-like. The transcript is spliced from 5 exons. The coding region runs from base 238 to 1416 and encodes 392 amino acids. Lineage: Eukaryota; Metazoa; Arthropoda; Insecta; Coleoptera; Lampyridae. Gene Ontology annotation, molecular function: serine-type endopeptidase inhibitor activity. The record is from RefSeq and is a predicted model, not a curated record.
CCUCCUGUCUCGUAUGCGUACGACGACACUACUUCCCCCAUUUGCUAAUUAUUCAAAAUUGUUGGUACCUUCCCCUUUACGAAGUCAAAUUUAAUGGGCUACUGAUUAGACAUGAGGUCACAGACGACUGUCUCAUUAUGAUUUCAUGUACUUAUUAAGUGUUUCUACACCAGUUUGGUCAAUUGAGUUGAUUGCGUUACAUUUGUCUUAGUGUACGGUGUUAAAAUCUAGUUAAAAAUGUUUCAUUUGGCCACCAUUCUACUAUGCCUUUCGGCUACAUUUAUCAAAAUAGACGCGUUAUCCGAAGAAUUCAAGAGGAUUAAUGUCUUAUUUACUGCUGAUUUAUAUAAGGAAUUAUUAAAAACAAAUCCGGAAAAUUUCGUUGUCUGUCCACUUUCCAUCGAAACCGUUUUAGCAAUGCUUCACGCUGGAGCUGGUGGAAGAACUGCAAAAGAACUGGCCGACGGUUCCAAAGUUCCAGACAACUCCAUUAAAGUACAAAACCUUUUCAAAGAAUUAAAAUUGCAAGAGGAACAAUUAUACACACUGAGGAGUGUCAAUAAAUUGUAUCUCGCCAACAGAUUUAGUAUUAACGGUAAUUAUAGAGAGAUAGUCAGGAACGUAUUCAAGGCAGAGAUCGAAAACGUAAACUUCUCCAACAAUGAGAACGCCGCCCGAACCAUAAAUUAUUGGGUCGAAAAUCAAACUAGGAACAAAAUUAAAGAUCUAAUCAAAGCUGAGUACUUAGGGCCUUACACUGUCUCGGUAUUGGUGAACACUAUAUAUUUUAACGCCGAUUGGUUAGAUCCAUUUGAUUCGCUACUCACAAAAGAGAGUCGUUUCCAUCUAAAUAGAGCGCAGCAGGUGGACGUAGAAAUGAUGCGCACUGUCUUAGAGACACCGAUUUACGUCAACGAUGAGCUAGGUGCAACUUUUUUGGAAUUACCUUACAAAGGCGAAGACGUCUCAAUGACCUUUGUGCUACCGCAAGAAUUUGAAGGUAUGCCGCGGUUAGAAGCUAAUAUGCAAGAAGUCCUUAAAAGGCAGCCUUUUGAUGAUGUUCGACAAGUGACAAUAGCGAUUCCUAAAUUCAAAAUGGAAACCUCAAUUUCUUUGGAACCUAUUUUGAAAAAUCUUGGUAUCCGAGACGCUUUUACAGGAUCGGCGAAUUUUAGUGCAAUGACCAUAAACGACCACAAUGUAUUCUUAACUCGCGUGGAGCAAAAAGCCUUUAUAGAGGUAACAGAAAAAGGAACGACUGCAGGUGCCGCUACCUUCGCCAUUUCAGAAGACAGAAGUUUUGGGGCCACUUUCAUAGCAAACCGCCCUUUUAUUUACAUCCUAAGGCAUAACACGAAUGGCAUUUUAUUUGUAGGGAAGUUUUCCAAUCCUGUCGGUACAAAGGUAUCGGAGUAAUAUUUUAACUAACAUUAGAUCUGUUAAACUUAGUUUAUGAAAUAAAGUUAUUGUUAUACAGUAAAAUUCCAA